AUGCGCGACUUCAAAUAUGUCUACGAAAAUGUGGGCGAUCCGUUCAUCAUCGAUUAUUGCCACAAAAAUCAAUCGAUAUCCAUAAGUCACGACAAUUUUUAUGAGAUGUGGAGCAAAUUUCGACCAAGGUUUUCUGAUAACUUGAUUUCGGCUAGAAAAAUUGGGGAAACUGUGGUGCAUUUUGAAGUUUUGGUUAGGGAUAGAGAGGCGUUUUUUGAGGCGGCGUAUCGAAGUCAUAUGAGAUUGAAUUUGAUUUUUUAUAAUUGGGUUAUUGUUAAAACUUGGAUUUGUGAUUGA
Molecule: messenger RNA, 297 nt
Organism: Caenorhabditis angaria
Lineage: Eukaryota; Metazoa; Nematoda; Chromadorea; Rhabditida; Rhabditidae
Source: the annotation of a GenBank genome assembly